Gracilinanus agilis (Agile Gracile Mouse Opossum) is the source of this 1406-nucleotide messenger RNA. RefSeq names its product serine dehydratase like (gene SDSL). NCBI's taxonomy places the organism in Eukaryota, Metazoa, Chordata, Mammalia, Didelphimorphia, Didelphidae. The record is from RefSeq and is a predicted model, not a curated record. Gene Ontology annotation, biological process: L-serine catabolic process; L-threonine catabolic process. The transcript is spliced from 9 exons. Gene Ontology annotation, molecular function: threonine deaminase activity; L-serine ammonia-lyase activity; pyridoxal phosphate binding. Bases 92 to 1096 code for a protein of 334 amino acids.
CCCUUUGCCAAUGCAAGUUGGCACUUUCUCUGCAAUUUACAGUCUUGGAGACUUGCCUGGAAGCAGUGACAGGUUUUGUAGGUAAUUCUCCAUGAUGGAUGGUUUUCAGAAAAAAGGUCCCGAGGAACAACUCCACAUGGUCACCCCUCUCCUGGAAAGCUGGACGCUGUCCCUGGCUGCAGGCACCCCUGUCUUCCUAAAGCUGGAGAAUGUCCAGCCUACUGGCUCCUUCAAGAUCAGGGGCAUAGGACACUUCUGCCAGGAGGUGGCCAAGAAGGGUUGCAAACACUUUGUGUGCUCCUCAGGGGGGAAUGCAGGUGUGGCUGCUGCUUAUGCCGCCAGAAAGUUGGGCAUCCCAGCCACCAUUGUGCUGCCCAAAGGUGCCAACCCAAAUCUGCUUCGGAGACUGGAGAGGGAGGGAGCUGAGGUGCAGAUGGUAGGGAAGGUAUGGGAUGAUGCCAAUUUGAAGGCCCAGGAAUUGGUCAAAACAAAUGGCUGGGUCGAAGUUCACCCCUUUGACCACCCAUUGAUCUGGAAAGGCCAUGGCAGCAUGAUUCAUGAACUGAAGGAUACUCUGGGUACUCGACCUGGUGCCAUCAUCCUCUCUGUAGGGGGUGGAGGCCUCCUAGCUGGUGUUGUGGCAGGAAUGAAGGAGGUGGGCUGGCAAGAUAUCCCCAUCAUUGCCAUGGAGACCCGGGGUGCUGACUGUUUUAACCAAGCUGUUCGAGCUGGGAAACUUGUCACCUUGCCUGACAUUACCAGCGUGGCCAAGUGCCUGGGUGCCAAGACAGUGGCUGCCCGGGCACUGGAGUGUAUGCGUGAGUGCCAGAUCAUCUCGUUGGUGGUGGAUGACGAGGAUGCCGUGCAAGCCAUCGAACGCUUCCUUGACGAUGAGCGGAUGCUGGUGGAACCCGCCUGUGGGGCUGCUUUAGCGGCCAUCUAUUCGGGCUGUGUAGGUCGGCUGCAGGCGGAGGGUCGCCUCAGCCCCUCUCUGGGCUCCAUCGUGGUUAUCGUAUGUGGUGGAAACAGCAUCCACCAGGCUGAGCUGAGGGCCCUCCGAGCCCAGCUGGGCAGGGGCCGAGCGGUCUCGCCCUAGGAGGCUCCCGUUGGGUGGCCGAGGUUUAAACUCUCCAUCGUACUCCUUGGCUUUGAAAUGAUGCUCUCCGCAAGGACCCCUGGAGAAAACCAGCCAUUUAGAGUGCCUUCUUCCUCCUGGAAGCCUUCCCUGAUCAUGCCAAUCUCCAAUGAUUUCUCUCUUGUCUAACCAUUUUCUUCUUUGUCUCCCCAACUAGACUGUAAGCAGGGAUGUGCCUUGUGUUUUGGCGUCAACCCUCUUAGCCCAGUCUCCCAGCGGUAACACGGGGCUGGGGCCGUGGCAAAUACUCAAUAAAAAUUUUCUAGUUUGA